Molecule: messenger RNA, 891 nt
Organism: Brettanomyces nanus
Lineage: Eukaryota; Fungi; Ascomycota; Pichiomycetes; Pichiales; Pichiaceae
Gene: RPF1
Product: Ribosome production factor 1
Exons: 1
Coding region: 1-891 (296 amino acids)
Biological process (GO): maturation of LSU-rRNA; maturation of 5.8S rRNA
Cellular component (GO): nucleolus; preribosome, large subunit precursor
Molecular function (GO): rRNA primary transcript binding
Source: RefSeq, a predicted model, not a curated record
AUGCCGAAAUCUGAGUCAGAUAUUCUCAAGAAGAUCAGAAAUAAGGAGCUUAGGCGUAAAAUCUACGCUCAAAUUCAAAAUGAUAAAACAAAGGAAAGACUCACACUGCGGAAAGAGAGAGCUAAGGAAGAACAAGCUCAUCCGGAGCUUAAAACCAAAAGACUAGAAGAAAAUGUGCCAGAUACUAUAGAAUCCAAACGAGUUUACGAUGAAACUGUGAACGCAGAAAUUGAGGGAGAGGAUGAUUUUGAUGAAUACUUUAAGGAUCUCGAAAAAGAGCCGAAGAUACUUAUCACAACUAGUGCACAUGCACAUAAAGAAGCAUAUGAGUUUGCAGCCAUGUUAAUAGAGAUUUUCCCAAAUUGCACAUUUGUUAAGAGAAAGAGACAGUACAGUAUGAAAGAAAUGGCUGGAUAUUGCAGUAAUAGAGAAUUUACGCAUCUCAUUGUGAUUAAUGAGGACAAAAAAGUGGUAAAUGGAAUGACUAUAAUGCAUUUACCCAAAGGACCAACGUUCUAUUUUUCCAUUGGUUCUCUAGUGCAGAGGAAGCAGAUUUCUGGCCACGGCAGACCUACUGAUCAUAUCCCAGAGCUCAUUCUCAAUAACUUCACCACGAGGUUGGGUAAGACGGUAUCACGGUUGUUCCAGUCCUUGCUCCCUCAUAAACCCGAGUUUAAGGGACGUCAAGUGAUCACGCUGCACAACCAGAGAGAUUUCAUCUUCUUUAGAAUGCACAGAUACGUUUUCAAGGACAACGAGCGUGUGGGAUUGCAAGAACUUGGACCCGAAUUCACCCUUAGAUUGAGACGUAUUCAGAACGGCAUUAAGGAGGAAGUUGAUUGGGAGUUUAGACCCGAUAUGGACAGAGAUAAAAAGAAGUUCUAUCUAUGA